Messenger RNA from Salvia miltiorrhiza (redroot sage), 651 nucleotides. RefSeq names its product protein DELAY OF GERMINATION 1-like. NCBI's taxonomy places the organism in Eukaryota, Viridiplantae, Streptophyta, Magnoliopsida, Lamiales, Lamiaceae. The coding region runs from base 1 to 516 and encodes 171 amino acids. The record is from RefSeq and is a predicted model, not a curated record. Gene Ontology annotation, molecular function: sequence-specific DNA binding. The transcript has a single exon. Gene Ontology annotation, biological process: DNA-templated transcription.
AUGUCCGCCGCUUCGAGUUCUGAUAUGCAGACCGCUCAGUUUGGCGCAGCAGAGGAGCGGCGGGAUCUGGGAUUUGUGUUCCGGGGUGACGAUUACGGGGGGUUUUGGAGUGGAAUCCGACGCGAUCUGACGGCGGAGCAGCUGGGGCUCAUCGACAAGCUGCAGCGGAGCACGGUGGCGGAGGAGUGGAGGAUAUCGAAGAAGGUGGCGAAGCAGCAGGAGAGUGUGGCGGAUGCGGAGAUGGUGGAGCUGAGUCAGGCCAACCGAGCGGAGGACGACGGCGAGGGCAUUAUAGGAAGGAGGAUUAAAUCGGCUAUUAGAGUCAAGGAGGAAGGCUUCCAGAAGGUUCUACAGAGUGCGGAUGAUCUCCGCCUCGGAACACUCAAGGCCGUCGUCGGCAUCCUCUCGCCCAUCCAGGCCGUCCAUUUCUUGAUCGCCGCGGGGGAGCUGCAUCUCAGCCUGCAUGAAUGGGGGAGAGACAAAGACGAGAGAGACACCAUGCAACAAUCUACUUGAGAGGAUCCCCAUUUUCCCUUCCUGCUUUUCGUUUACUUUAGUGGCGUCUGUUUCAGCGUUUUUACUCUCUUAUAUGUAGUCUGUAACUAAUGUUUGAAUGUAAAAUUCAAGCAAUAAAUGUAUUAUUUAUUUAUA